Mytilus trossulus (common blue mussel) is the source of this 1077-nucleotide messenger RNA. RefSeq lists its product as uncharacterized. Gene Ontology annotation, molecular function: protein binding; ubiquitin protein ligase activity. The record is from RefSeq and is a predicted model, not a curated record. The transcript has a single exon. The coding region runs from base 1 to 1077 and encodes 358 amino acids. Gene Ontology annotation, biological process: proteasome-mediated ubiquitin-dependent protein catabolic process; protein polyubiquitination. NCBI's taxonomy places the organism in Eukaryota, Metazoa, Mollusca, Bivalvia, Mytilida, Mytilidae.
AUGAAAGAACAUUUACAAACAGUCACAACAAAUACUUCUAAACUGCAAUCAUUUCUUGGUGUACAUCAGAUUGAACAACAAGUACACCAAUGUGAAAGAUAUGUUGAGGAUCUGGAAAAUGAUGGAAGGACCAAAGAAUUUGAAAUGAAGAUGAAGCAAAAGGAUGAAGUAAAAAAGAUACUCAGUCAGAUAGGAACAUUAGAAUCCCUUGGAGAAGUGCUGGUUGCUAGAACAGAAGUAGUCAUGAAUAUAGACACUAGUGUGAAGAGGGAAGCACAAGUAGAAUCACAGGAGAAAUCCAAUAUAAACAACAUGACAAUGAAUAUAAAGACAAAGAUAGAUAUAAACAUGGAGAAGUUCAUUAGUGACAUGAUUUGUCUGAUGGAUGGUAGAGUUAUAGUUGUUGAACAAUGGGGUAAAGUUAAUAUAUUUACUCCUGAAUGCAAACUUCUGAAACAGUUACCUAUACCUGAUAAAGCCCACAGUGUUACACAGAUCAAUCAGAACACUAUAGCCAUAACUUUUACCCACGAGAAAGCUAUUAAGAUCUUCAAUAUGGAGAAUAAAACAGUUACCAAAGUUAUCAAAUUAGACAAAAAAUGCUAUGGUUCAUCUUUCUCUAAUAAUUCCCUGGCUGUAGGUUUGGAGAAAGAUGAAAUUCGUAUUAUAGACUUAGAAGGAAAUACACUGAAGUCAAUACAAGUUCAGAGUAAAACAUCCCUGUAUCACCUUGUUUUUUGUAAUGUCAGAGUUAUCUAUAGUGACUGGAGAGGUAAAACAAUAUACUGUGUGGAUGAAUCAGGUAAUCAGAUCUGGCAAUAUAAUACACAUGAUUUAUCCAAUCCAAAAGGACUUUGUACAGAUACUUAUGGUAACAUUUUUGUAGCAGAUAAUGGAUCUCAUAGAAUAAUAGUAAUAUCAAAAGAUGGACAAAAGAGUAAAGCACUGUUUAUUGAAGAGAGUAUCAGUGGACUGUAUUCUCCAACGUGUAUUUGUUUUAAGAGAAAUGAGUCUUCAGGUUUUAUUUGUGAUGAAUUUGGUAACUACUUAAGAAAAUUCAGUUUAUCUUAUAGAUAA